GAAGUUGUUUUGUGGAUGAAUACUGUUGGGCCCUACCAUAAUCGCCAAGUACAUAAGUACUUUUCACUUCCAUUCUGUGUGGGGUCAAAAAAAAGUAUUAGUCAUUACCAUGAAACUUUGGGAGAAGCACUUCAAGGAGUUGAAUUGGAAUUCAGUGUUCUGGAUAUUAAAUUCAAAGAUGAUGUGAUGCCAGCCACUUACUGUGAAAUUGACUUAGAUAAAGAAAAGAGAGAUGCAUUUGUGUAUGCUAUCAAAAAUCAUUACUGGUACCAGAUGUACAUAGAUGACUUACCGAUAUGGGGUAUUGUUGGUGAAGCAGAUGAAAAUGGAGAAGAUUACUGUCUUCAGACCUACAAAAAACUUGAAACAGGUUUCAAUGGAAAUAGGAUUGUUGAUGUUAAUCUAACUAGUGAAGGAAAGGUGAAACUGGUUCCAAAUACCAAAAUCCAGAUGUCAUAUUCAGUAAAAUGGAAAAAGUCAGAUGUCAAAUUUGAAGAUAGAUUUGACAAAUAUCUUGACCCAUCUUUUUUUCAACACAGGAUUCAUCGGUUUUCAAUUUUCAACUCCUUCAUGAUGGCUAUCUUCCUGGUGGGCUUAGUUUCAAUGAUUUUAAUGAGAACUUUAAGAAAAGAUUAUGUCUGGUACAGUAAAGAAGAAGAAAUGGAUGACAUGGAUAGAGACCUAGGAGAUGAGUAUGGAUGGAAGCAGGUGCAUGGAGAUGUAUUUAGACUAUCAAGUCAUCCACUGAUAUUUUCCUCUCUCAUUGGUUCUGGAUGUCAGAUAUUUGCAAUGUCUCUCAUUGUUAUUAUUGUUGCAAUGACAGAAGAUUUAUAUACAGAGAGGGGAUCAGUGCUCAGUACAGCCAUAUUUGUUUAUGCUGCUACUUCUCCAGUAAAUGGUUAUUUUGGAGGAAGUCUAUAUGCUAGACAAGGAGGAAGGAGAUGGAUAAAGCAGAUGUUUAUUGGGGCACUCCUUAUCCAAGCCAUGGUAUGUGGCACUGCCUUCUUCAUCAAUUUUAUAGCCAUUUAUUACCAUGUUUCGAGAGCUAUUCCUUUUGGAGCAAUGGUGGCCGUUUGUUGCAUCCAUUUUUUUGUUAUUCUUCCUCUGAAUCUUGUUGGUACAAUACUUGGCCGAAAUCUGUCGGGUCAGCCCAACUUUCCUUGUCGCGUCAAUGCUGUGCCUCGUCCUAUACCGGAGAAAAAAUGGUUCAUGGAGCCUGCAGUCAUUGUUUGCCUGGGAGGAAUUUUACCUUUUGGCUCAAUCUUUAUUGAAAUGUAUUUCAUCUUCACAUCUUUCUGGGCAUAUAAGAUCUAUUAUGUCUAUGGCUUCAUGAUGCUGGUGCUGGUCAUCCUGUGCAUUGUGACCAUCUGUGUGACCAUCGUGUGCAUGUACUUCCUACUAAAUGCAGAGGAUUAUAGGUGGCAAUGGACAAGUUUUCUCUCUGCUGCAUCAACUGCAAUCUAUGUUUACAUGUAUUCCUUUUACUACUAUUUUUUCAAAACAGGGAUGUAUGGCUUAAUUCAAACAUCAUUUUACUUUGGAUAUAUGGCAGUAUUUAGCACAGCCUUGGGGAUAAUGUGUGGAGCGAUUGGUUACAUGGGAACAACUGCCUUUGUCCGAAAAAUCUAUACUAAUGUGAAAAUUGACUAGAGAUCCAAGAAAACCUAGAACUCUGGAUCAAUUUCUCUUUCAUGGGGGUGGAACUUGCACAGCAAAAAAAGC
Choloepus didactylus (southern two-toed sloth) is the source of this 1722-nucleotide messenger RNA. RefSeq names its product transmembrane 9 superfamily member 3-like. The record is from RefSeq and is a predicted model, not a curated record. Gene Ontology annotation, biological process: protein localization to membrane. NCBI's taxonomy places the organism in Eukaryota, Metazoa, Chordata, Mammalia, Pilosa, Megalonychidae. Bases 16 to 1650 code for a protein of 544 amino acids. Gene Ontology annotation, cellular component: membrane. The transcript has a single exon.